This is a messenger RNA of Seminavis robusta, 963 nucleotides long. Lineage: Eukaryota; Bacillariophyta; Bacillariophyceae; Naviculales; Naviculaceae. The record is from the annotation of a GenBank genome assembly.
UUGCUCUUGGUCUAUCGCAUGAUGAAGACUCAUUUUGGAGGAGAAGACAUCAACUCCAAAUUGUUCACCAAUGGAACCCGACGGCUCUCGCUUUGGGGAUUGGUGAUGAAUGGUGGUAGUGGUGACGACGAUAAAGAAGAUCGGACCACCUUAGCCGAUGUGGCUGGAUUGGCUUUGGUUGUCGAAGACAUGAGAGAAGUCGUGUCGUACUUGUCCAAUCCAACGCUCUACAACGCAAUGGGAGCACGGCCUCCCAAAGGAGUCUUUCUGCAUGGUCCACCAGGAAGUGGAAAAACGCUACUGGCACGAGCUAUCGCUGGAGAAGCUCACUGCGAUAGCUUUACAGCCUUGAGCGGCUCAUCCUUUGUGGAAAUUACUACUACUACUAACUCCCAACAACUAGAGGCGCAACGACCCGCCUGUGCCAUUAUUUUCAUUGAUGAAUUCGAUGCCGUGGCCAAGGCGCGAUCCAAAGAUGGAUUUCUGGGCAAUGAUGAACGAGAACAAACACUCAAUCAACUACUCACCGAAAUGGAUGGCUUUGAUACUGGCUCUUCCAAUAAAAACAACGAUUCCAAAGACGAACAAGUCACGUUGAUUGUGAUUGCCGCCAGCAAUCGUUUGGAUGUCAUUGACGAGGCUGUUUUGCGCCGAUUUGAUCGACAGAUAUUUGUGGGGUACCCCGAUGCACAGGGACGAGAAGAAAUCCUGUUGGUGCAUGCCAAAAAGACAAAGUGCUCACCCAACGUGGACUGGACCCUGCUGGCAUCGGAUACCUACACUGACAAUUUCUCUGGAGCAGAUCUUCAGAAUGUGGUUAAUCAUGGAGCUUUGAAUGCCAUUCGAGAAAAGCGUGACGUCGUGGAGCAAUCGCAUCUGGUUCAGGCUGCGCAGCGGAUCCAACAGCAAAAAGCCAAAGUGGGACGACAGUCCAUGCCAUCUUUCUUGACGUUGAUCGACUAG